Molecule: messenger RNA, 2688 nt
Organism: Olea europaea var. sylvestris
Lineage: Eukaryota; Viridiplantae; Streptophyta; Magnoliopsida; Lamiales; Oleaceae
Product: UDP-glucuronate:xylan alpha-glucuronosyltransferase 1-like
Exons: 7
Coding region: 1-2688 (895 amino acids)
Biological process (GO): xylan biosynthetic process
Molecular function (GO): glycosyltransferase activity
Source: RefSeq, a predicted model, not a curated record
AUGGCAAGGAGGCAUGAUAUGUUUAAGAACAAUUAUUUACAUCUUGCUGCAAAAUUAUCUCCUCCUCCUCAACUUCAGAGGGUAUCUAGAGCAGCCCUACAAAUGCAAAGGGAACUGCAAUGGUAUAAGGAAGUCGAGAGCAUAGUACAAUCCAAACUCAAAGAGGAAAAAAAUGCGAUCAACAAAACACCCGAAAUGUUAUUCACUGAUGAACACAAGAAAUUAACCAAAGAUGCAGAGAACUGGGUGAAAAGCACAGCAGGAUCAAGCAUGAUAGUAGGCACUCUAAUUGCUGCUGUAAUGUUCACAACAGCUUUCACAGUACCAGGUGGUAAUAAAGAAAACUCAGGAUUGCCAACAAUGCUGGAAACUCAAAGAACUCCAUUCUUGAUUUUCAUGAUUUCAAAUGCCUUGUCAAUGUUCAGUUCCAGUACGUCGCUGUUGAUGUUCUUAGGAAUUCUUACGGCUCGUUAUGCAGAAGAAGAUUUUCUCAAGUCUUUACCGACGAAAUUAAUAUUUGGAUUGACAUGUUUGUUCUUUUCGAUCGUUACGAUGAUGGCAUCCUUUGGUUCUGCAUUGUAUCUGAUUCUACAUGAGAAGUUGUCUUGGGUUACCAUUCCGAUCAUCAUCCUUUCAACGAUUCCGAUAGUUCUUUUCUCCAUCUUGCAGUUCCCUCUCUUGAUUGAGAUGACAUAUCAGACUUAUGGAUCUGGGAUAUUUGAUAAACCUAAGAGGAAAUCCUACUUUGCUAAGUUCCCAGCAGGUUUGUACUUUAAGCCCCGCAUGAACUUUUUCCUUGGGAAAAAUGUCGUAUAUUCGGUUUCUAAGAACUUAAGAGAUGAUGCAUAUAAGAAAAGGUUGCAGAAAAUCAAAUUUAGAAGUGUUGAGAAUCCUUUCCAGUUUGCCAUUGCAGGGAAGAGUACUAGAAUCAAGAUCCACCCACUAAAAAUUGUCCUGAUUACCAUUGUUCUUGGAACACUUGUAACAAUUCUUUUAUCUCCACCAGUUUAUCAACAGAAAAGUAUAUUUCACAACUUUUCCAGGUGGAUAUGGGGCGAGUUGGAUCCUCGAUACGUAUCAGAUUUAGACAUCAAUUCGCAUGAUAUUCUAAGAGCACUGGAGCAGUUACCUGAAGAUAAUAAGAUUCGACGAGUAGGCCUUCUCAAUUUUGAUAAGAGCGAAAUCCAUCAAUGGAAACAGCUUAUUCCCACGGCUAAUCACGAAGUUCUACACCUGGAUUAUGCCCAGAAAAACAUUACUUGGGAUUCCUUGUAUCCUGAAUGGAUUGAUGAAGAACAGGAUGACAUAGUUCCUAGUUGCCCUCGUCUAUCUAACCUUAAAGUCCCAAGACAUCGCCCUGAUCUUGUUUCUGUCAAACUCCCUUGUCGUAAUAAAGUGAAUUGGUCGAAAGAUAUUGCUCGACUACACUUGCAGAUAUCAGUGGCUGGUUUAGCUGCCUCUUGCAAAGGUAGAUACCCUGUUCAUCUUCUUUUAAUUACAAAGUGCCCACCGAUACCAAAUUUGUUCACGUGCAAGGAUCGAGUUGUUCGUGUUGGCAACAUGUGGUUAUAUAAACCGAACAUGGAUGUGCUUAGAAAAAAGCUUCAGCUUCCAAUAGGAUCAUGUGAACUUGCACUUCCCCUUGGAGCCAAAGCACAGGAUUACACCAGAAACAGGCAACGAGAGGCUUACGCUACCGUCCUGCACUCGGCCAACGUCUAUGUGUGUGGAGCCAUAGCUGCAGCCCAGAGCAUCCGCAUGGCUGGAUCCACCAGGGAUCUCAUUAUCCUUGUCGAUGACACAAUCAGCGAAUACCACAAAAGUGGACUCGAAUUAGCAGGCUGGAAAAUCCGAAUAAUACAAAGAAUCAGAAAUCCUAAGGCCGAAAAAGAUGCCUACAACGAAUGGAACUACAGCAAGUUCAGAUUAUGGCAACUUACAGAUUAUGACAAAAUAAUCUUCAUCGAUUCCGAUCUGCUUAUUCUCAAAAACAUCGAUUUCUUGUUUUCGAUGCCAGAAAUCUCUGCAACGGGGAACCAUGGAACACUUUUCAAUUCUGGAGUAAUGGUGAUUGAGCCAUCGAAUUGCACAUUCCAGUUUUUGAUGGAUAAUAUUAAUGAAAUUGAAUCAUAUAAUGGUGGAGAUCAGGGAUACCUGAAUGAGGUUUUCACAUGGUGGCAUAGAUUUCCAAGGUAUAUGAAUUUCUUGAAGAAUUUUUGGGUUGGGGACGAUGAAGAAGUAAAGCAGAAGAAAAUUCGGCUUUUCACAGCAGAACCACCGGUUAUUUACGUUCUUCAUUAUUUGGGUAACAAGCCAUGGAUGUGCUUUCGUGACUACGACUGCAACUGGAACACAGAUUUCCUACAAGAAUUCGCAAGCGACAUAGCCCACAAGAAGUGGUGGAAACUUCACGACUCCAUGCCAGAAACACUCCAACAGUUUUGUCUAUUGCGAUCAAAACAAAAGGCUCAGUUGGAAUGGGACAGAAGGCAGGCUCAAAAGGCAAACUAUUCUGAUGGGCAUUGGAGAAUCGAAAUAAAAGAUGAACGCAUUGACAAGUGCAUUGAUCCUCCGCAUAAUUGCAACUGGCGAGGCAUGUUGAAUCAUUGGGGGGAGACGCAACCGGCAAACAGUGCAAUGCCUAUUCCCACUCCACCAGCAAUAAAUAUAAGCUCUUUGGGAUUAUAA